This is a messenger RNA of Ilex paraguariensis (yerba mate), 1778 nucleotides long. Lineage: Eukaryota; Viridiplantae; Streptophyta; Magnoliopsida; Aquifoliales; Aquifoliaceae. The record is from the annotation of a GenBank genome assembly.
AAAAAAUCUAUUUAGUGUGUCUUAAAUAUUUAAUAUUAAUGUAAACUAUUUAUUAUUAUGUGUAUUUAAUAAUUAUAUUAAUUUUAUAAUUGUUUUGGUUGGUGUCGGAUUCGGGUUAGAGAAUUACACCCCUACUCCUACUUCUAAUGGUACACUAUGAAAGUAUGAAUAGCCCUAGUAGGAGCCGAGUUAUCUUUCUUGAAGCCCCAAGACCGCAGGACUUUGCCCUGAGAAUGUCUCGACGAGAAGGUCGUGAUUCCGAUUCCAAUCGACGAGAAGGUCGCGAUUCCGAUUCCAAACGCCAUCGUUCCAGGUUCGAUCAAGAACCCAGUCCUAAGAGAUCUAGGAGGGACGGUAAACCAGUGACUGAGAGACCAUUCCCACCUAACAGCCUAAAUUUGGAUAGUGGAGACCAGUCAGCUCGGGAUCAAAAGCACCGCCGUCGGCUGCAAGAUGCUUUGCCUCUUGAGGCCCCAGUAGCACCUGAUCCUAAGGUACAAACUGGAGCAUUGAAUAAGGAAACUGACAACAAAACUAAUGGAGACCGUGAUGGAGCUAAACAAUCUUCUGAAUCUACUGAAGUUCCUCGAUCUCGAUCCUUUUUUCAGCAUGAUGACCGUGGUAGUGCACGGCAAGUUGGUCGAAGCUUCAGUCGCAGGGCAGGUACUGAGCGUGGAUGGUGGAGGGAUUCGAAAGAUCAGCAGAGUGAAAGGUCAACAAGCAGGAGGGCAACUAAUGAGGUGCAGCAAAAAGAUGAGAAAUCCCAAGUUCGUAGAGAUGAUAAUGCUUGGCGCCAUGAUGGGUACUUUGAAAUGGAGGCUGAUCCAAAACCACUAGCAAAGAAAAGGCCUUCAUUUAGAGAGAAAAAGAUUGUGGUGGAUUCUCAAAAUGCUGAUGAAGCACCAGUAGAGCCUGUGAAGCCAAGUCACCCCGACCACCCUUUGGUAGGAAACGAAAAAAGGGAAGAGAGAGGUCAUCCUGACCGCCCUUUGGUGGGAAAUGAAAGAAGGGAAGAGAGAGGAGACUAUAACUCCCGUUACUCAAAGAGACCCGAGAGGCCAUAUGCACGGUAUGGGGAUACAAAGAGGGCCGAAGCACAAAGGGGUAACUUUUCAUCAAGGGACAGGUAUGAUGGUGGUGGCAAUUACAGAGGAAGAGAUAGGUUCACUGAAGUGCAAGGGUAUCGUCCAAGUGGUGUCAGUGUUGAGAAGUGGAAACAUGAUCUUUUUGAUGAUGCUAAUAGGAGUCCAACCCCAAAGAAUGAAGAGGAUCAGAUAGCCAAGGUCGAAGCUCUCUUGGCUUCAUAGCUAUGAGUUGCUCGGGCAUGACACUUCAGUUUCUUGAUCAUACGUAGCCUGCUGUGUGUGUUUUCAGGUUUCAGUCAACUUUUUGGACCUGAUCUAUUUUGCUCAAGUUCGAAAUUAGUUUAAAGAAUAUCUCAAAGUGCAAGCUUAUUGUUGCUGUUCAUUUUUUCGGAGCACUGUGCCAAUUUUGAACCAUACACCACUGUUCUAAAUUCGCUACUUGCUUGUAUGCUUCAACUUAAAUUGAACCCUUUUUUUUGUUUUUAGUUGUGUAAAUUUGUUGAUUUCUACAAUUUCAACCUUCCAGUCGCACUUUCCCUACCUCCUGGACCCGGAUCAAGCUGGAAAUAUGAGUUGUACUUCUGAUAAUGAGAUUUGUUUGAGAUUGUCAUGGUUGACUCAUUAUUGGUUUUGGUUUAUCCUUGCUUUGUGAAUUCUGUAGGCUUAUGACUUGCACAAGACCAAUUUUAUGUA